Petromyzon marinus (sea lamprey) is the source of this 12518-nucleotide messenger RNA. RefSeq names its product zinc finger homeobox protein 3-like. Gene Ontology annotation, biological process: regulation of transcription by RNA polymerase II. Gene Ontology annotation, molecular function: zinc ion binding; RNA polymerase II cis-regulatory region sequence-specific DNA binding; DNA-binding transcription factor activity, RNA polymerase II-specific. The record is from RefSeq and is a predicted model, not a curated record. Gene Ontology annotation, cellular component: nucleus. Lineage: Eukaryota; Metazoa; Chordata; Hyperoartia; Petromyzontiformes; Petromyzontidae.
CUCCGUGUGCGCAUGCGCGGACGCAUCACUCAGCCAUUUUUUUUGUUGGAGCAGCUUCCAAGCUGCCGCCGCUGUUGCUGCUGCUGCUGCUGCCGCCGCCGCUACUGCUGCUGCUACUAUUUCUGCUGCUCACACCUUCACGUUCAGCAGCCGUAGCUGAAGCAGUUGUGUGUGUGUGUGUGGAGGUGUGUGUGUGUGUGUGGGGUGGGGGGGGGAAGGGGUAAGCGAGGAAAUUAAAGCAAAAGAGGCGUUAAUUAGCGGGCGGGAGCGAGCGAGCGGUGGCUUCACUCCAGUUAGUCGCUACCACCAUCAUCAUCAUCAGCUUCAUCUUCUUAUUCUAGCCAAGCAACAUCGCCACCGUCGCCUCAACUCACUUCUCCAUCCCUCGGCUCGCCGGCCUCACCACCGCCAGGGUCAUCGUCAAUUGGACUCUUUUGGUUUUAAUUGCUUUCUUUAUUACUUACGCAAGCGGCUGUCCAGGAGUCGCGAUCUAUUUUUAUGUGAUUAGUUAUUAGCUUCGGGUGUCUCUUUUUUUUUUUAAAACAAAACUCGGCGGCGAGACCCAGCCGCCCACUUUUACCAAUCACUUUCCUCUGAUUUACAUCUUGCUGCUUGCUUGGGCUACAACCGCUGCUCCGACAGCAAACUUCCUGUUGCUACAGCAAACGCAACGUGUUCCCCAAAAAAGAAAAACCUCAACAUCAACAACAACAACAACGUCGUCGUCGCCAACAACAACAUCAACAUCGCAUCACAAAGAAGCGAGCGAGUAGAAGAAGCUGCAACAUCGCCGUCCGUCAUCGCAGUCGCCCUCCACCUCGGGCUUUUUAACAACAAAAAAUUCUACGACCAAUUCUCGUCGGACACUUGGAUAGGAGAGAGCGGAAAAAUAUAGAACAACAAGAGGAAGGUUGGGGAAGACGAGGAGGGAAGACGACGACGAGGAGGAGGUGGUGGCGGCGGCUGCUUGUAGAUGAAUGUCAGCUCUUGUUAACCUGAAGAGGUCCGAGGACGUUACCGGCUGGGUGUCAAAUCGUCUGGCGAUCGUAGACCCACCUCGUCGUUAUCGUCUUGGUGAGCGUCUCGUCGUCGUCAUCAGCUGCAGCAGCAACAACAACAUCAGCAACAACAACAACAUCAGCAGCAGCAUCGUCGCCGACUACGACCGCGUUCAUGUGCGGCCUCGGCGCUUUUGAGUGGAGCGCCUACGGAUCUACUGAGAGCCUCUCCGAGUCUCAAGACUCCUUUUCCGGAGGGCCCUGCCGCCUCGGGAUGCUUGGCGUGGUUCCGUGAAUGAGCGUUUGGCUUCAUGAGGACGGGGAGGAGAGCGGAGGAGCCGGAGAAACCUCCCACCAAGCUUGCGAGGAGCUUUCCUCCCGGGUCGCCCGUGCCAAAGAGAGAAAGAACGCUUUCAGUCGGCUCUCCUACGUCCUCUGGGCACUUUCUGAAAUGAGAAUCCUCUUUGCCGGUCUCCAUGGAUGCCCACGAUUCGCCCAGCAGCGGAGAGGGCGGCCGUAGGAAGCCAAUCGCGGAACUCCCUCGCGGUCACAUGACCUCGGACGACGACGACGAUGAUGCCAUCGCCAUGGAGGGCGGUGACGCCGCCGCCCCGGUCGCUCCGGUGGUGAUGUCAUCCGAAGAGGAAGAAGAAGAGGAGGAAGAGGAGGAGGAGGAGGAAGACGACGAAGACGACGACGACGAAAAUGGAAAUGGCGACGGGGACAAACCGGCAACCGACGCUCGAAAUCCGGAACGCCCGGAAACUCCGAAAUCCGUAUCCGGCGAUCACCGGGAAGCGGCUUGCGCCGCCCCCUCGGACGCCGCCCGCCGCGCCCACUCGCCGAGGGAAACGAGGAGCGGCGGCUCGGACGCCGACAGCGCCCCGGACGAGACGGGCGCCUCCGGCCCCGCGGACUCCUUCGUAAAAGACCGACGCUCGGAACGUCCCAGAGAGAACGCCGCGUCGUCCUCGUCGUCCUCGUCCUCCUCGUCGUCGUCGGCCGCUUCCGUCGCGGCGCUGGCAUCGGACGAUCCUGCCGGGGCGACGGCGGGGGCGGCGGCGGCGGCGGCGGCGGCGCCGAACUCGGACGCCGAACCGUACACGCAGGUGCUGGACUCUUCGCAGUUCGCGUCGCUGCUGCGCGCGUGGCAGGGCCAGAGCUGGGCCUACCGGGGCAGCCCCCUGGCGCAGCUGCUGAGCCCUGUGUGCAACGCGUACGAGCUCUACAGCGUGCGGCCGGUGCGCGCCGACGGCGGCGUCGGCGCCGCCGAGCCGCUGGACCUGUCGGAGUUUGACGACGUGGGAGUGGCGGACGUGAAGAGCCGCCCCGUGCUCAUGUGCUUCCCGUGCGAGCUCACGUUCGGGCACACGCGCUCCUUCGUGUCGCACGCCGCCCACGACCACGCCGUGGCGCUCAACGCCGAGGAGCGCCGGCUGCUGACCGACAAGCGCACGUCCGCCAUCGUGCAGAUGCGCGACGACGGCGGCGGCGGCGGCGGCGGCGGGGAGGGGCGGCACCAGCAGAGGCCGCUCGUCAGCUUCCUGCGGCCCCGGCGGAGGGCGGCGGCCAAGGAAGGCUGCGACGUCGCGGGCCGGGAGGUGCCGUCGCCGGCGUCCGAGUCGGCGUCGGCGGCGCCGGCACCGGCCGCGUCGGAGGACGGCCGGCUUUCCCCGGACGCCGGUUCCCGCUUGUCGGAGCCGGUGCCCCGGCUGGGCGCCGCGUAUGGGGGCGACUCGACGGACCAGUCGGAUGCGGAGCUGAGCGAGCCGGAUGUGGAGCUCGUGGAGCCGGACGAUCACCAAAGAGGCGGCGGCGCUGCCGCCGGCACCGCGACGCGGUGCCGCCGGGACGCCGAGCCGGGGCGGGCCACGGCGGAGCGAGCCGACUCGCCCGACUCCACGAGCGUGAGCAGCGUGGGGAGCGCCGGAUCGGCCGCGGAGAUGGAGCCGGGCGACGAGGCAGCUUCCAAAGCCGGCGCCGGCGAGGCUGAUGCAGCGGCGGGAGGGGGAAGUAACGAUCUGGCGGUGGCGACGGCGGCAUCGGCGGGUUUCCCCUUACGCGAAGCGGCGUGCGACUAUUCCAAAGAUGACGACGAGAAGGAUGACGAGGAGGAGGACGAGGAGGAGGAGGAGGAGGAGAAUGCGGCGGUGAAUUCGGGCGUUGCGCCCCCAGUGCCGGACAUCGGCGAGGGAGCCGGCGGGUCGCGCGCCUGCGCCGAUGAACCGGGCGCGAAGGAGAGCGCCGACCGCUCGGGGUUCGGCUCUCACGGUGCGGCGCGGCCACCGAAGGCCGGCAGGUCGCCGGCGGCAGGCGGCGUCGGCGCCGGCGCUGCUGCUGGUGGUGUCGGUGGUGGUGUUACCGUGGCUGCUGGUGGCUGCGGCGUCGCCGGCGGCGGGCGCUACUCCUGCAAGGUUUGCUCGUUCUCAGCCGCGUCCAAAGAGGCGCUCAUCGCCCACAUGCAGUCGGACGAGCACCUGCUGAGCCUGCGCCAGCAGCAGGCGGCACAGCCGAGGGGCGGCGGCGCCAACGAGGAGGGGGAGGAGCGGGGUGCCGGCGCCGCCGAACCGGGGAACGUCGCACGGCCAAACGCCAGGACAGACUCUCCCAGUCCCGUCGACGGCACCGCCCACCAAAGCCUGCUGCUGAAGCUGCAGCAGUUGGACGUGCCCAGCCUGGUCAAGCUGGCACCGCAGCUGGUGCCGCUCCUGCCCAACGGACUGGUGAAGCGGGACUGCGUCGCUCGCCCGACAGACGAUUCUCAGCAGCGUGCGGACGUCACGCCAUGCGCCCUGUCUGGCCAGCUGCACCAUGCCGACGUGAGGAGUCUGCCGGACAGCGGGGCCAGUGACCUCGCGUCCCAGCGGCAGCACCAGCAGCUAAGCCGAGCCAAGCGCUUGCUGGAGGGAGGCAGGGGCAGCCCUCCGUCGGACGCGGCGCUACCCACCAAGAGGCCGAGGGCGUCGCAGAACGGCGAGGGGAGGCUCGUGCAGGUUGACGGCGACAGCAAGGAGGCUCCGGUGACUGUAGCGGCGGUGGCGGUAGUGGCCGGGCCCGUGGAAGCGAGGUCGCUGAGAUGUCCCCUGUGCCAGGACUCGCUGGGCAGCGAGAGCCGCCUGGAGGCCCACCUGUCGCGCAAGCACAGCGUCGCGCGCGGCUGCAUCGCCGGCAUCAUCGCCGCGCUGUCUAUGGCUGAGACGUCCUCAACAGACUCCACUCCCACAAAUCCGUGCGAGACGCGUGUGGCCGACGGCAAGACACCAUCCUGUCGUGACUCUGAGCAAAGCUGCACGACGGCGCCGGAGCCCGUCCAGACCCUCGGCGAUCGUCUAAGCGGCGACGCUGGCUCCGGCGGCAGCUCCCAGCCGCGGGCGCCGUGCGCCGGCGAGAGGCACGGCCCCUCCCUCUCCCCGUCUCCAUCUCCUUCCCCGCCGCCACCGUCGGAACUCGGCGACCUCGGCGGCGGCGGCGGCGGCGGCAGCGUCGGCAUCGUCGUCAGCGGCGGCGCCGUCGACAAACGCGACAAGAUCCUGUGCACGUUGUGCGCGCAAGGCACCUUUCGCACGUUCGCUUCGCUGCGCUCGCACCUGCAGGCGUGCCACCCGGAGGUGUACCGGCAGGCGCAGGCGAGCGACGCGGGGUUGCCGUGCCGCGUGGUGCGCGCCGGCGCCGCCGGCGCCGCCGAGAACGGCGUGGAGCGGCGGCGCAGCCCCGGGGAGGUGCACAAGAGCUCGCAGGUGCUGCUCAUGAAGUUCCUGGACCCGGCGCGGCCGUUCAAGUGCAACGUGUGCGUCGAGUCGUUCACGCAGCAGAGCAUCCUCGACUGCCACCUCAACUCGGUGUCGCACCUGCACAAGGUGAAGAAGGCGGCGGCCGAGUCGGCCGGCGACGGCGCGCAAGGUGAUGCGGCAGUGGCACCGGCGGUGCCGCCGCCGCCCCUGGCCGCCGCCGCCACCGUGAAGCAGGAGGGGCGGCACUCGGCCAGGGAAGGCGGCGGCCGCUUGCCGGGGUACGGCGACGAUCACGACGUCGUGGAGGUGAUGGACCUGUCGCUCAAGUCGAGGAAGCCUCGCGAGUCAGACGCCAAGAGGAAAACGGAGCGCCUGAGUCAGCAGCUUCAGUACCACCACUACCAACAGCAGCUGCAGCACCAGCAACAACAGCAGCAGCAACAUCAACAGCAGCAGCAGCAACAACAACAACAGCAGCAACAACAACAACAACAGCAGCAGCAGCAACAACAACAGCAGCAGCAGCAGCAGCAACAACAACAGCAGCAGCAACAGCAGCAGCAGCAGCACCAGUCGACGUCGCAGGAAUUCUCGCAGGGCCGCUCAUCUAAGGCGUCGCGUGGGGGCGACUCGCACGCCCGCCAGGACGCGUGGCCCGAGCCGUCGAGCUCGCGGCUCAAAGCCGAGGCCGAGGCUCACGCCCACGCCCAGGCCGAGGCGGAGGCCCAGGCGCAGGCCUGGCUGCAGGCCCAGGUGCAGACGCAGCAGGAGCUGCAGCAGGCGGCCAUGCUGCAGCAGCAGCUGCUGCAGCAGGCAUACUUCUCGCACCUGCUGCUGUCGCCCGAGGCGCUCGUGCAGUACCAGCAGCAGCAGCAGCUCUUGCUGCAGUACUACUACCCGGGGCUCGAGUUCCAGUUCAGCCCGACGAUGGCGAGCGGAAGCGGCGGCGGCGGCGGCAACGGCGCGGCGCAGGCGUCCGCGCUGUCCCCGUCCACCGGCCGUGCGGAGGCACCGUCGCAAAAGCAACCGUCGGUCGGACAAGCGGCCGAACACAGCCACAAAGCGGUAGUUGCAGCGGCGGCGACAGAAAAAUACAAGCUGGUGCCGGAUACGACGAGCGACCCCGGCACGGACGAGGCGUCGAGGAGGACCGGCGCCGCCGCCACUGCCUCCGGCGUGGUGCCCGAACCCACGGACGCGGGCAAAGCAUUGGACGAGGCUGGCGCCACGUGGAAGAGCGGCGCUGGCGGAGAGGACGGCCUGCUGCCGGCACGCGUCCCCUUCGGCUACACGGGCAACGCUUCGAAGGCGCUGCUCGCGAACGUCGGCUUCGAGCUGGUGGUGCAGUUCAUCGAGGGGCGCAAGCGGCCGCCGCGGCACGGCGACGUCCGGGAGCGCAGCAUCGGCGACAAGCUGGAGUGCGGCACGUGCCGGCGCCUCUUCUCCAACGCGCUCAUCCUGAAAUGCCACCAGGAGCACGCGCACAAGCAGAUCCUGCCCUUCGACGAGCUCGCCAAGUACGCCAAGCGCUACCGCGAGGUCUACGACCGCAUCUACCCGCUCGAGGAGGUGGCGGUGAGCACCGUUGAGCAGCGAGCGCCCGAGCCGCCGCCGCCGCCGCCGCCGCCGCCAGCGGCGACGGCGGCCGCGGCGUCGUCAUCGCAGGCGGCGCCGGCCGCGUCGGCGAGCGGCGGGCAGCAGGGCGAGGCCAAGCAGGGCCGCGCGGCCGAGUCCACCGCUGCGAACGCUGCGGUUCCAGUGACGACAUCGGCGCCGUCUUCCACGAUGGUGUCGUCGACCACCAAGGCUGUGCAACAGCAGCAGCAGCAUCAUCAUCAUCAGCAGCAGCAGCAGCAGGCAGCGCAACAGGCAGCGCAGCAGGCAGCGCAGCAGGCAGCGCAGCAGGCAGCGCAGCAGGCAGCGCAGCAGCAGCAUGAGUCUGUGGCGGGCAUGGACAUGGCGGCGUUCGCUCACCUGAUGCUGCAGGUGCCGUUCGCAACACUUCCCCAGCAGCUUUUGCAGCAGUUCUCGCUCGUUCCAGAACCGCUCGCACCCCUCGAUCUCACGAAGCUCCAAAAACAACAGCAGCAGCAGCAGCAACAGCAGCAGCAGCAGCAACAGCAGCAGCAGCAGCAACAGCAACAACAUCACCAGCACCACCAACACCACCACCAGCACCAGCAGCAGCAGCAUCGUCACGCCGAUCCCAUUGGGCCGGCGCGCUUGGAGGGAAAGCGUUCUGGGAGCUCCGCUCAAGAAAGCAGGACGAAGGUGAGGUCGGGCGACAGGGACGCGGUGGCGGACUCGCACGCGCGAGAGGUGAAGAAACUCGAACACUCGAACAGAAGCGAGCAUCUCUCAAAAUCCACACCACAGCACCAGCAGCAGCAACAGCAGCAACAGCAGCAGCAGCAACAGCAGCAGCCAGCGACAGAGAGGAGAAGUCAGAAGGCGGAUAAGACAGGCGGCACACCGCGAGCGGAGAGUGGCGGCGGGGGGGGCGUCACCAACUCGAGGGGCCGGGAGACGGCCCGGGCGGAGCCGCCGGGCGUCACGGUGUGCAAGAGCGAGGCCCACCUCGACGACAGCGCCCUCGAGUCGUCGGGCUCGUCCAAGUCGGAGGAGCCGGCGCCGUACAAGCGCUCGAAGCGCACCACUUUCAAGGACUACCAGGUGCGCGCCAUGCGCGAGUCUUUUCAGCUCAACGCCUACCCGAAGGAGGACGAGAUCAAGCGGCUGUCCGGCCUGCUGGGCCUUCCGGCGUGCACCAUCGUGCUGUGGUUCCAGAACGCGCGGCAGCGCUACCGCAAGCAGCGCGAGCUCGGCAAGGACUCGGACUGGCGCGACUCCGGCUCGGGCGACCGCGGCUGGGCCCGGCUCGACUCGGUGAAGGCCGAGUCGCCCGCGGCGUCGGCGUCGUCGUCGUCGACCGCGACGACGGUGUCGUCGGCGGCGGCGCUGGCCGCGGUGGCGGCGGUGGACAUCUCGGCGGCGGCGGCCGCGGCCGCCGCCGCGGUCGCCGCCGCGGAGUCGGAGCACCUGGCGUCGGCCGAGGCGCUGGACCAGAAGUCGAAGCAGCUGAACCGGACACGCUUCUCGGACGAGCAGCUGCGCGUGCUCAUGCACUGCUUCAACGCCAAUCCCUACCCCAAGGACAAGGAACUGCAGCAGCUGUCGACGUACCUCAACCACCCGCGCGUCGCCCUCAAGUACUGGUUCCAGCACAUGCGACAGAAGGCGCGGCGCCACUCGGACGGGCAGCCCGGAAGCGCCGGCCAGGGUUCGCCGCCGCCGCCGGGGCUGCAGCCGCUGCCGCCGCCUCCUCUGCCGCUUUCGCCGUUGCCGCUGUCGCAGACGGCGGGAGCCACGCAGAGGCACGGCUCGGGCGCCGACGCGGCGAAGGACAGGGGCGGCGAGCAGGCGGCGGCGGCGGCGGCGGCGGCGACGCACAGGAAGGGCUCCCUGAAGUGCGAGGAGAGGGCGGACGUUGCCGGCGAGCGGCUGAUGCAGAUCCUGAGCGCGCAGAACGCAUCGGCGCUCGGGCCCAUGCUGCUGCCGUCCGUCCAGGCGCCGGCGGCCGCGGCGGCGGCGGCGGCAGCGGCCGCGGCGGGGAUGGGGGCGGCGUGCGUGCCGUCGUCGAAGAGAGACGGUGCCAAGGAGGUGGUGAUGAAGACCAAGAUCAAGACGGAGCGCGUGGAGGAGGCGGCGGCCGAAGGCAGCGAUCGCAGGCCCGAGCCGAGGACCGACAAGAGGCCGAAGUCGGAGGCCCCCGGAGCGGUGUCCGCGGCGGCGCUCGCGGCGGCCACCGCCGGCGCUUACCAGUGCGACUCGUGCAAGCUGAGCUUUGUCAACUUCGAGCGCUGGCAGGAGCACCAGCGCUGCCACCUGCUCAAGCUGCAGAGCCUGGCGUCGGAGGGAAAGCAGCUGGCGCGGAGCGACAAGCACCCGGUGAGGGCGGCGGCGCAGCCGGCGGCGGCGGCGGCGGCGGCGGCCGCGCAAGCCCCGCCCGACGGCGUGGACCUGACAGCGAAGGCUGCCGGCUCGGACGAGGUGGAGCGGGUGAAGUUCCCCAACACGUCGCUGUCGCUUGAGGAACUCAAGACGCUCUACCAGAAGUAUUCCCUGGACGCCGUGCAGCCGGGACAGGCGUCGGAGGACGAGUCGGCCAAGAGGCACGCGCUCCUGCAGGCCUGGUUCCAGAGCGUGCGCGGCGAGCCCAAGGCGGCGCCGCCGCCGCAGUCCUCCACCGCCGCCCACGCCCAGCCGUCGGCGCCUCACGGACAGUGGCGGCCCCUCCUGAAGCGCCGUUGCCCCUUUUGCCACAUCCUGUUCAAGGACCAGGCCCUGCUGGACGAUCACGUGCAGACGCAGCACGGCGCCGAGUCGACCACGGCGGCGGCGGCGGCGGCGCCGGCACCCGACAACGGCGGCCUGGCCUCCCCGCCCGACGAGACGGCGGCCGCGGCGGCGACGGCGGUCGCGGUGUCGAAGGCGCCGUCGGGCCACCGCGGCACCUACUCCCCGCCGCCGCAGCUCAGCCCGUCCAUGCUGAAGGUGGAGGGCAUCAUCGCCGACAUCGAGAACCCGGCCGUCCCGGCCGCCGCGUCGGCCACCGGCGGGGAGAGGCAGCCGCCCGCGUCUCCUCCCGUCGCUCCCCCGCCUCGCGCGGCCGCGGAGGCGGCUGCCGCGGCGGCGGCGGCGGCGCUGGCGGCCCUCCCGUCGGUGUCGGCGUCGGAAGCGAAGCACGGCGGGGUGGCGCGCGUCGAGGAGUCGUCGGAGGGCGCGUCCGAGGACCCCUGCUCGCUGAGCCCCGUGUCGGGCGGCGGCGGCGACUGGGGCUCGGGCGACCACCCGAGCGGGCGGCGGCGGCGCACGCACAUCAGCAGCAUGCAGCUGGCGGUGAUGCGCGCCUGCUACGGCGAGUGGCGCACCCCCUCGGUGCACGAGUGCAGCUCGCUGGGCAAGGAGAUCGGCUUGGAGAAGCGCGUCGUGCAGAUCUGGUUCCAGAAUGCGCGUGCCAAGGAGAAGAAGGCCCAGCGCAACGUGCCGGAUUCCGCCUCGCCGGCGGCCGGCGGCGGCGGCGGCGGCGGCUCCGGCGGCGCGACUACGCCGACCGGCGCCACCUCGCCCGUCGUGGGCUCGCUGGGGUCGGACAGCGGGCCCAAGACGGCGUGCGGCCUGUGCUGCGUGCGCUACAGCGCCAAGCUGUCGGUGCAGGAGCACGUGUUCUCGCUGCAGCACAUCGCGCGCCUCCGCGAGGGCUUCCGACAGCAGAUGGAGGCCGAGAAGGAGACGCGCGAGAAGGCCAAGAGGCUGUGCCUGCCGACCGCCAGCCCGCACCUGCCCGAGAUCCGGCCCAAGCAGGCGCAGGCCGAUGGCGGCGGCGGCGGUGGCGGCGGCGGCGGCGGGGAGACGGAGGUGGCGGUGAAUGCCGGCGUCCUCCCCUUUGCCGUGAGCGGGCAGGAGAUGGCAGCGUCCGCCGUCCCGGCAAAGUCAUCGCCGGCGUCCGAGUCGGCGCCCAAGACCGCGAGCCUCCCCAAGCUCGUCCGCUCGGCCACCACCUCUCCCAAGGCGCCGGCGCCCGGCGGCACCGCCGCCACCGCCGUCACCUCGUCGUCCACGUCCUCGUCCUCCUCGCCGUGGCUCCGAGUCGGCGCCGCGCCGGGUCCCCCGGCCAUCGCUCCGGUCCCCGUGCGCCUCGUCACGCCGGUCCCCGACGCCGCUGCGCCGCCACCCAAGCUCGUGACGCCGACCUUCUCUUCUUCCUCGCCGGCGGCGUUACCGCGGCCAAAGCACGGUUCGUCGUCGUUGACGUCGCCGACGGGCGGCGGCAGCUCGGCGAAGAACGCCGCCGCCGCUUCCCCCUCCCCUUCCUCCAGCCACUUUGCGUCGUCCAAGUCGGCCGCCCUGUCGGCGAAGAUGGCGGCGGCGUCGUCGCUGUCGGAGCUGCCUCCCACGUCGUCGUCGUCGCUGCUGCUUCAACCGCAGCAGCCGCAGCAGCACCACCACCACCAGCAGCAGCAGCAGCACCAGCCCCGAGACCGCAAGGAGAGGUCAGAGAGGAGCUCUGAAUCCAGCAAAAAGGAAAAGGCGGUGGAGAGGGCGGCGGCCGCGGCCGCGGCGGCGCUGGGCUCGUCGCUGGGCGAGGCCGCGGCCGGCGGCAGCAGCGGCGCCGGCCCCGAACCGGCGGACGCCAAUGCGGCGGCGACGGCGGCCGCCCUCCUCGCCGGGCAGUACCUGCCCUACCUGAUGCCGGGCUACGGCGCGUACUACACGUCGCAGCUGCCGCUGGCGUACUUCGGAGGAGGCGGCGGCGGCGGCGGCGGCGGCGGCAACGCGGACGCUCUGCGCUACGGUGCCAACACGAGCGCCGCCCUCAUGCAGUGGCAGCGCCAGUACCAGCAGGCGCUGCAGGAGGUCCUAGGUGGGCAGCAGCUUCAGCAGCAGGAGCAGCAGCAGCAGCUCCAGCAGCAGCAGCAACAACAGCAGCAGCAACAGCAGCAGCCAAGUCCGUCGGAGGGCGGCCGGGAGGGCGGGCGGAGGCAGCGCAACCAUCACGCGCGGCGUGGGGACGAGCGGAUGGAGGCGGCGGAGGGGGAGGCCUCGCGGCCCAGCAAGGUGGCCAAGACGACUGAGAGCAAGACGUCGGACGCUUAGGCGCAACAAUGCGACCCCUCGUCUGCCCCUCCGAAGAGCGUCUGACCCGGUGACCCGGUGAUCCGGUGACCCGGUGACCCGGUGACCCGACCGCAUUUCGUCUCGGCCGCCGAGUUGCUUUGCUCUUCACUCUCCUGUUUUUGUUGUUGUUGGCGCAAGGAACGUCUACGUUCUCGUUAAGAGAACCGAGCGCCGAAUGUAGUCACACUUUUUUUUCUUGCCAAUGAAGGAAGAGGGGAGGGUGGGCGGGCGGGCGGGCGGGCGGGCGGGCAAUCAGCCGAUUGUUCGAUCUUCCUUGGGCCCUGAACUACUGGGCGCGUUUCGGCGAUGGAGAUGAAACGAUUCCCGUCGUUGAUCUUCGUCCGUGUCCCCCUUCCCGCCUUUCGCGAGUCGGAUGUUUGGUCGUGGGCGAGGAGGGAUGGCGGGGUUGGGGGGGAAGUGGGGGGGGGGGUAGGCGCGUCGGGCGUGUGAGUGAAGGAGACACUGCUCGCAAGGGCAUUAAUUCCCUCGCUGGGACGAACAACGGCCCGCGACGGCAAACCUCGACGGGGACGAGCGGACUUUUGAACGGCGCCAAUUCCGCGAGAGGGGAAAAAACAAAAGUGAUGGAACGACGUCGGGGGGGGGGGGCGGCGAGCACGACGUCAGAGCGGAGUCGCCGACGCGUUUAGAACGUACAACGAAAAGCACGCGACGCAAAGAGGGAACGACGAAUCGAUACUAAUAGCGGCAAACGGUAGCGUUUGAGAGCGCGCCGCGAAAUUUUGAACGCCCCUACGGAUAAACGACGACUCGGCGGUUGGUGAAGGUUCCUGCUUGUCGGCGAGGAGUUGCACGCCAAUGGGUUCGUCGGAGCGGAAUGCCAAAGAGCUUCCUUUCUUUGACAGUCGGGCUAUGCCACUUACCUCGGACACGCUUUGCUUGAUCUGCUACCUCACCUUCUUCCCCCCUUGGCGCGUGAGACAAAAAAAAAAGAAACACUUCUCGUGGUCCUCCCUUCUCUCCUUCCCCGACUCUCUGUCUCUCUGUCUCUCUCUGUCCGUCUCUUGGUCUCUCUCCCUCUCUGCGUUCCUCACCUGCUACCAAAAAAAUGAAACGACAAAAAAAAAAGAGAGAGAAAUUACAAUGACGG